CCAAAUGGCCUCAUCAGUGGAAGGAACCACUGUCAGAUUUGUUGGAAACAACAUUAAGCGAAACGGUAUCACGAUUUUGGGGCAAACAACGAUUUUUUGCGGUAAUUUCACAAUCAACUUUAUUCCAUGUAACUCUUUCUGUUGUUUUUUUUCUUUCCGAGUAUUCCUAAGAACAUGAUUAUUUUUCAACAAAAUCGCACAUGCAUAUUAUCUCUCAUAGUAUGUGGCUGUUUGAAGUUAUAAUAUUAAGUAAUAUUAUAUUAUAUUAUAUUGUUACUUCACUCUGAACGUCGGAAAAUGUUUUGUAAAUCAGUUUAACCUAUGUCAGUAUCUUUCCUCUGUGUUUUUUGUGUUGAUGUUGGUAGUGGUUGAUUACUAACACAGUAACAUAUGAUCUUACCGAAAGAAACGAAAUGAAACCAACCAAAAAGUACCGAAAAGAAGUUACGCAAAAGUUAGCUGCUAAAAUGUAUGUAACCACUGGAAAGCAAGGACAAAAGCGCAUGGUAGCACGUGACUUUAUUGUCCGGCAUUUGUUACUAAAAAUAGAACAAUCGGCAUCGCUUUCUAUUUUAAAUUGCAAGAUAGCUUCAUUUGAGAAAAUAUUAAUUAUUAGAAUAACGUUAUUACAAAGUGUCCUUUGAGGGUUUACAUAAAUUUAUUGUUGUUACAUUCCAUUUUAGUUUGUGGAAAUCCGCAUUCACUCCGACGCUGCUUCGCGACAACUUCCUUAGUGACAGAAAUGAUGGCCGACAACACUGCGAAAGCCGAUGACCCGGCUUCAGCAGAGAAGUCAUCAGAUAUCGCAGUAGAAGAAGGAAUCAAGGAAACUGAGGAUCAGCCAACCAUGGAAGCGGUGAGCAUCUCGGAUCCCUCCAAAACAUCAUCGGAGACGGAGGCCAUGUUGAGAAACCUUGAAAUGGAUCCAUACAAUGAGGAUGAGGCUGAACUACGAUUCCUUCACUCAAAACCGACAUGCUUUGUUGUGAUCGGGAAGCCGGGGGUAGGGAAGACGACAAUGGCUAGACGGCUGGCUCAGGAGUGGAAGUGUGAACUGAUCAACUCCACGGACCUGCUCCAGCAGAACAUUGAGCUGCAGACAGAAAUGGGACUGAAGUGCCUGGAGAUACUGAAUCGAGGAGAAGCCAUACCGGAGGAUACCGUCAUUAAGAUGAUCGACGAUAAGGUCAACUCACCGGAGGUUGCUCAUCAUGGCUAUGUGCUGGAUGACUUCCCCUGCCUGUCGGAGGAACACAUGACGAUCCGGGACCAGCUGGAUCUCAUCCGGAACUGGAAACUGAAGCCAGACUUUAUCAUUAACUUGAAGAUUCCAGAUCGUGAUAUUGAGAAAAGACGUCUUGGCUGCAAGAUCGACCCUGUCUCUGGAGAAAUAUACACUAAGGAGGUGUAUGCUCCAGAGAAGCUCAUCAAAGUUAAUGAGGACAAGGAAGGGGAGGAAGAAGAGGAGGAGGAGGAAGAGGCAGAGGAAGAAGAGACAGCCAAUGAGGGGGAUGAGCCGCUGAUUGAGCUGCCCCCUGAGAUCCUGGAGAAACUCAUCAGGAGACCCGAGGAUCUCCCAGACCAGGUGGAGGAGAACCUGCGCAAGUACAAAGCCAACAUGCUGCGUAUCCUGGAGGACUACAUGGCUGACCAUGAUCAGCAGUACCUCGUGGAGUUGGACGGCAACCUUAGCAGCCUUAUGCUCUUCAAGCAACUGAUGCAGAGACUGAGUUGCUUCGUCCUCCGUCCCGCUGCUGUCCCCAUAAGGCUGUAUGACCCCGAGGAGGACGACAUCUCUGAGGACAUACAGACAGAUGAGCUCAUGCGGCAGAUUGCAGCCAAACAGAUGGUAGCUCCUCGGUUCCGCUGGCGCCGGAGUCGCUGGGCUCGCAGUUGUCCUGUGGCUCUGUUUGAGGGAAAUGUUGUCAAUGGAAAACCAGAAUUUGCUGUCAGUUUCCUGGAUAAGAUGUACUUCCUGUCCAGUGGAGAAGCAAUGGAGAAGUUCCUGAAGAAUCCCCGGCCCUACCUCCUUCCCCCUCAGCCCCGCCCUGCCGCCAAGUUCUGUGUGCUGGGUCAACCCCUAGCAGGGAAAACCACACUGUGUCAUCUACUUGCACAGAAAUAUGGUGCAAAGGUGCUGAACAUGACGGAGCUGAUCAAGCCAAGGAUGGCGGAGGAGAAGGAGAAGGCCUUGCAGCAGGUGCGUGACGAGGCUACGGAGGCUGCCAUCACCACGGUCAAGGCCAAAAUCAAGGAGCAGAUGGAUGCUGAGGCAGAGGCAGCAGCAGCAGCGAAAGAAGCAGCAGAGCUGGCAGAACUCGAGGCCGAGGAGGCGAAGGAGCAGGCUGAUGAUGAUGAUGAAGAUAAGGAGGACAAGUCUACUAAAGAUGGAGAAUCAGGGCGGGCUUCAGCUGUCAUGGAGAAAGGAGAGAACGGACAGAAGGAUGGAGAUGAGGGAAAAAAGGAGGAAAAUUCUGAUAGUGAAAAACCUGAUGGGGAGGCUAAAGGUGGGGAUGAAACGACUGAAGGAGAAAUUGAUGGAGAGAAGACAGAAGAGAAAACAGAUGGAGAGAAAGUAGAAGCAGCUGAAGAGCCUUCUGAAGUCAAGGGAGAUAAGCCAGAAGUUGAGGGCAGUCAGAAGGACAGUGAGACGAAGGCUGAGCCAAAGGAAGAAAAGCCAGUGGAGGUUGAUAGCACACACCCUGAGGUCAUCACCAUCGUGGAAGCUGCUGUGAAGGAAGCGGAGAAGAACUCUGUGCAGAUGCCGCCGGAGGCAUACAUCGAGGUCAUGGAGGCGGCCAUUAAGGAUUGCGAGAGAGAGCUGAGGAAGAACAACCCAGAAGGACCUAUGAAUGGAGGUUGGAUCCUCGACAACUUCCCCAACAACCGUGAACAGUGGAACGUCUGCGUGGAGAAGAACAUCCUUCCUGAUGACGUCAUCAUCCUCAACGACAACAGCGACAACGGUGUCUUCCUCAACCAGCGGUACUAUGAGAUGAACAAGGAGGAGGUCGAUGCCAAGGUCAUGGUCCGCAGAGAGGCUGAGGAACAGGAGAGACAGAGGAAACUUGAGGAGAAAAGGAAAGAGGAGGAAGAGAAGAGAGCCAGAGAGGAAGCAAUUAGACGGGCAGCGGAGGAAGAACGAAGGAGAAGGAUAGAGGAAGGAGAAGAUGUCCCAGAAGAGGGUGAGAACGAGAAUCAGUCCAUGGAUCGGCAGUCUCAGGACGGCGACGACCGGGACUCACAGCCAGGGGAUAAUACCAAAGAUGAUGAUGAUAAAUCUGAAGAUGCAAGUCGAGAUCAGACCAUGGACACAACAGCUGGUAAAAAAGGAAAAAUUGCUAAUCCUCCUGAUAAGCAUUUGCCUCCUAAUCCUAAUCCUCAGGAGAAAGAGAAGGAAGAAGCUCCACCUGUUGAAACAGAUGAGACAAAAGUCCCAGAUGGCCCUGAGAUGGAUGAGUUUAAGAAGCUGAGAGCGGAGCAUGACAAGGACUUUGUGUCUGUACACGGCACCAUCACCGGCAGCACCAGCAUUGAACCCAUCAUCGUCGAUAUUGAUGACAAGAACAUUGAGGAGAUGUUUUCAAAUGUUGUAGAGAAUGUUGAAAGGCAGCUGGCUUACUGUGGCUGGGAGUAUUCAGGGAUGGACAUUGAUGAAGAGGAGGAAGACAAUGAAGCUGAUGCUAAUGAGGAGGAAGAGGAGGCUGAAGAAGAGGAGGAAGACCCUAAUCGUAACAAGAAGAAACCCCUGGGGGACACAAACCACUUCUGCCCAGUAGCUCUCAAGGACACGGGUGUGCUGUUCCCUGGCAACCCAGAGAUAGCAGCCAAGUACAGAGAGCGGGUGUACUAUCUCUCCACCAACGAGGCGAGAGACUCCUUCCUCAACAACCCAGAACAGUACCUGCCCAAGAAUAAACCACUCGAGGCCCCGCCAGUCCGGCUGUUGAUCCUGGGUCCACGCGGUGCUGGGAAGACCCUCCACGGUCGUCACCUAGCCAAAAAGCUGGGCCUGUUCCACAUUGCCUUCAGGGAGAGGCUCCAAGAGCUCAUCAUUGCCAAGACCAAGAAGAAGAUUGGGCCUGAGUUUGAGGAAGACAAUGAGGAGGAAGAAGAGGAAGAAGAGGAGGAAGAAGAGGAAGAUGGUGCUAUCCUGGCUCCUGAUGGCACUGUAGUAAAGGAUGAGGAUGAGAAGCCAAAUGGCUCUGACACCAAGCAGGCUGAGGUAGAGGGACAGGACAGCAAGGCCGCCCAGGGAGAGGAAGAUGAGGAAGCAGAGGGGGAGCCCGAGCCCGAGCUGACAGAGGAAGAGGAGGCCAUCAAGUCUAACCUGGAGGCUGAUGAGCCUCUCCCUGCAGAAGUCCUGGACAACAUUAUCCCCCACUGGUGGCAGAGGGAACCUUUCAAAUCGACUGGGUUCAUCCUGGAGGGUUUCCCCCGCACGUCGGAUGAGGUGAAGUACCUGGCGGAGCUGGGUCUGUUCCCUGACGCUGCCAUCACUGUCGGCGUUUCGGACGGUGAUGUCAUCGGCCGCCUGCUGCCACCCAAACUAGACAAGUGGCGGAUCAAACGAGACAAGAGAAUGGUCAAGAAGCAGAAGAAGAUGGAAAAGGCGAAGAAGAAGAAGGAAGGUAGUGAAGGCAAGAGGAAAGAGGAACUCCUGAAGGAUCAGCUUGCAAAGGAGAGGACUCCUGAAGGAGAAGAGAGACAGGCACAGAGAGCAGCUGAGAGAGAGGAGGAAGACGAGGAGGAGGAGGACAUAGAAGAAGAGGAGGAAGAGGAAGAAGAAGACAUUGAAGCAAUGCUGGCUGAGGAAUUUGAGGAGGAGGAAGAAGAAGAAGAGGAGGAGGAAGAGCUGGAGGAGGAUGCUGUGGACAGGAUCAGGAACAACCUGAAUGAGAUGUAUGACAACGACACCAACAGGCUGGAGCAGGUUCAGGACACUCUGGAGGAGGUGCUGGUUCCUCGUCUGGAUGUUGAUGGCGGCCGCAAGCCCCACAUCGUCCGCUAUAUCCUCACUAAGAAGAUCAAGCCCUUUGUUCAGUUCCGCCACAGUCUGUUUGAGAGAAUCUAUCCUAUCAGUGAAAAGCUUUCCAAGAAGAUGCUGCAGAUUGGCUACAAACAACCCAGUCGCUUCGGCAGGUGGUGCCCGGUGCAGCUCCACAGUGGGGAAUGCAUCCAGGCAAUGAGCGGCCCUGGCUACCAGACAUACCCCUGUAUCUACCGCCAACACAUCUACUUCCUGUCCAGCUUACACGCUCGGGAAGAAUUCAUGCAUGACCCCAUGACCUUCCUCAAACAACAGUCACCCAAACCAGUUGUGCCGGUCAGAGUUGCAAUCAUCGGACCGCCCAAGUCAGGAAAAAGUACACUGGCCACAAGGUUUGCGGAGGAGUACGGCCUCAUGCGGUUGUCUAUCGGGGAGGCCAUGAGACAGGUGCUGCAGAACCAGCCUCACUCAGAACUUUCCCGGGAGAUGAACUCUCACCUCUUCCGUGGCCUCACCAUCCCCGAUGAGCUGGCAGUACAGGCUCUGGAGAUCUGCAUGCUGGACAUGAAAUGUCAGACAAGAGGGUUUGUGCUCGACGGCUUCCCAGUGACCCGGCGCCAGAUUGACCUGAUGACUGAGAGGAGCCUGAUCCCUGUGCGGGUUGUUGAAAUGAAGCUGGACAGCAAGGAUGUGAUGAUCCGUGGAACCAAGGACCGACUCUCAUCCUCACGGACCCUGCCCCUACACGACAGCUCCCAGAUCCUGUCAAUGCGACUACACAACUACCGCGACACCAUCCAGGAAGUGAAGGACUGGUACAUCAAGGAGCACAUGAACUACAUGGAGGUGAACGGUGACAGCUCAAAGUGGGCAGUGUGGCAGAAUAUGCUGGACAUUGCCGAGGAGAGUGUUCAGCAGAUUCAGAGCUACCUUCAGCAGGUCACUGAUGGUAAGGCAGCAUCUAUAGCGGACAUGUGCAUCACACCCAAGGAGUUCCUGCAGCGAGUGGGAGACUUCGAGCAGUACUGUCCGGUCAGUCUGGCCCUCCGAGGGGAGCUUGUUGACUGCUCCACUGAUCCUACACUCAAAAAUGCUGCUGAGUUCAGAGGUCACUACUACAAGAUGGCAUCAAAGGUGGAGCUCGACCAGUUCCUGGAACAGCCAGAGAACUAUGUGCCGCCUCUGGCACCCAGCAAGCUGCCCCCACCAGAGAUGCUGCCCAAACGAAGGAAACCAGAGCAGGUCCAGGCCAUCCGAGAAGUAGAGCUACAGGGCUACUGCCCCGUCACCUUCCUGGAUGGCAAGAAGAGAUACGAGUCUAUAGUGCCAGACCCUGACUUGAUAGUGGAAUACAGGAAGAAGUAUUACUACUUUGAGUCAGAGGAGAAACUCCUGAAGUUCAUGAAACUGCCUGAGGUGUACUGGAACCUCACUCCCCACAAGCUACUCCCCAAGAAAGAGCCCCUCCCUGUGACUGGGCUCCCCAUGCUGGGGUUCAUGGAGCAGACAGCAUCCACUGCUGUCAUCAAAGCACUCACUGCAGCUGGAAACUUCAAGCCCAAGUACCCCUUCAUCAGCACAUCCCGCUCAUCCUUGCUGUACGUGGCAUAUCAUCUGAAAGCUUACAACCCUAAGAGUUCCGACUAUGUCCGAAAGAAAUACAAGAAAAAACUGCAACAGUUUGAAGAGACGUGCCACCUGAUCCAGUACCUGGGGGACAACAUGACCGUCCGUUAUCGCAAUCCCACAGAGAGACCAAAAGACUUUGAUAUAAAACUUGAGACCUUCUUCUCUCUCCGUGGCAUCGAGCCAACACCCACCUGGAUUGCAUAGCUUCUGUACCUCUUCCUGCCAAGUCUUCAGUUUUCAUCAAGUGCCUGAGAGGGCUGGGUUUUUUAAAUCAGCAAGUUUUUGAAGUCAAAUUUAAGGAAAGUGGAUGUGAGUGUAGCAUUAUUUGGUUAAAAUUCAUAAUUCAUGUCUUCAAUUUAGAAUAUACAAUUAAUUAAUGUCUGAUUUAGUAUUUCAACUUGGUUGAUAAUUUAAUACUGAUAUUAUCAAUAUUUGGGAAAUAUUUGUAUAUUUGUAAAUAUAUUUUAGGAUAAAUGUAGAUAGAUAUAUAUUCAUUCAUGACAUCCAAAUGACUUUAUUUGAUAAACUGUCCAGUUUUUCUUUUCAAUCAUGUCCAAAGAUUUUUUUACCUAGUUAUAGUAUUACAAGAAUAUACUUGCAAUUUCUUGUACUUCCGUCCAAGUUGCCUUGAGUAUUAUUACCUUCCCAGAUAUAUUUUUACUGUUGUUUUUUUCCAGAAAUAUUGCAGUAUUCGUAGAUAUUACUUUCCUCUAUUUUCUCGCAUUUUCUUCAAUGUGUAAACAUUCCUUUUUAAGGAGCAUUGUUUCAGUAAUGUUGAUGCAUAUUCAACAAAACUAUGGUAAAGAAAGUAGUGGUCAAGGAUUUUAGAAAAUGCUUUAAAUUUAAGAUUGUUAGGUUUUGAAUUCUUGUCAAGCCAACUGAAGAUAGCUUUAAAUGUCUCUUAUAUGCCUUGUUAAAUUCAAAGAUGAUUCAACAGACACUUGUCACUCAUACUGAAGAUAGCUUUCAAUAUCUGUUAUAUGCCUUGUUAAAUUCAAAGAUGAUUCAACAGACACUUGUCCUUCAUACUGAAGAUAGCUUUAAAUAUCUGUUAUAUGCCUUGUUAAAUUGUUAAGAUAUUUCAACAGACACUGUUCACUCUGACAUGCGUUCACCCCAGUGUUUAUCUGUGAUAUAUGGUGCCUGUCUGCAUCUCAUUAAUU
This is a messenger RNA of Haliotis rubra (blacklip abalone), 7782 nucleotides long. Its product is annotated as adenylate kinase 9-like. Gene Ontology annotation, molecular function: AMP kinase activity; ATP binding; ATP hydrolysis activity. The record is from RefSeq and is a predicted model, not a curated record. Lineage: Eukaryota; Metazoa; Mollusca; Gastropoda; Lepetellida; Haliotidae. Gene Ontology annotation, cellular component: cytoplasm; mitochondrion. Gene Ontology annotation, biological process: nucleobase-containing compound metabolic process.